UACGCUUCUGGCCCAAGUUGCUACCCAUCCCUCUGCUCAGCCUACGUAGCCUCUCCUUGCGUCCUCUUCCAUCCGCAGUCGAGUCGGUGCAAGGCAGCAGAAGCCUCUGGGACGUCCCUGACAUCGAGGGUAGCGGACGCUGAGCUAGAGAAGCAGCUGCAGCCCUUGCCUGCUUGUUGUCCUUUUCCCUACUUCCUCCCCCCGUCUCUCUCUCAUCCGCCUCGACUGCCCACCAUGGACAUCACUCGUGCCAUCUCGUCGAGCAUCGCCGGCACCUCUUUCUCCUUCCUCUCUUCGGAUGAGAUCAGGGCAAUGUCGGUCAAGCAGAUCACAAACCCGAUCUUGCUUGACAAUACACAGACGCCCACUGCAGGCGGACUGUAUGACCCUAGUCUGGGACCCAUGAAGAAGGAUGACAUCUGUCAAACAUGUCAUCUCAAUCACUUCCAAUGUCCUGGUCACUUCGGUCACAUCGAGCUACCGCAACCCGUCUUUCAUCCGCUCUUUAUGACCCACAUGUACAAUCUGCUGCGAGGAACCUGCCUCUUCUGCCACCACUUCAAGAUCCCAGAGUUCCAGAUGACCCUAUUCAUCGCUCGUCUCCGGCUCCUCGACUAUGGUCUGGUCCAAGAAGCAGACGAGGUCAACUGCGAGACGCUUCAGGGUCAGUCGAACUUUGCUGAUCAAGAGAAUGCUAGCGCAAAUGGUUUCAACGGAAACGAGGAGGAUGGAGACGGGCAGAUCGAGGUGAAGGCAAAUCAGGGUCGAGCGCUGGAGACGAUUGAGCAAUUCAGGAAGAGAAUUGACGGUAUUGUGGGUUUGCACAUUCUGCAUGCCACUCGCCGGGGCAUCAAGAGGGGUCACGCCAAGGGUCAGGUUGCCUAUGCUGCGAGGAAGGCAGUCAUCGCAGAAUUCUUCAAGGCGAUCCUGCAGAGGAAAUGUCGUGUCUGCUCAGCUACGAACCCUGUGCUGAGGAAGGACGGGUUCAUCAAGAUCGUAGAGGGCGAUCUGAGCCCGCGAGAGCAGGCGACUCAUUCUGUGCUAGGCAUCGUGCGGCCAGACGUACUAGCUUCCAAGGCGGCUCAGGAAGAGGACAUGGACGUAGACGGUGAAGAUGCAUCUGCCGUGGCCACCAAGGAAGGCCUGAAAGAAGCUCGUAAGGAGAGCAAGGAAGCUGGUAGGAAGACGAGGGUCAUGCCUCCUAUCGAGUGUCGGGCCAACCUCCGUCGCGUAUUUGAGAGGGAGAGCGUAAUCUGCUCACUCAUCUUCGGCCGGAAGGGCGCCUUCGAGAAUGGUCGUAUUGGCGCCUCUGCCGCCGCCUCGACUUCUGGCGGUCUCUCUGUUGGCACUAGCGCCGACGUGUUCUUCAUGGACGUCGUCUCUAUUGCUCCAACCCGGUAUCGACCUGCCAGCGUCAUGGGCGACUCCACUUUCGAAAAUCCUCAGAACGAGCUCUUGACAAAGGUCCUGGUCUCUUCGCAGAAAGUCCGCGACAUCAAUGCCCUCUUGGCAGAAUUGUCAAGCAAGACUGCUGCUUUCGACCCGUCCACCAUCGACGAUCAAGCUGAGCUUGUCCGACUCACUAAGGAGCUAGUAGCCAAGCGAAGGAGCGGCUUUGAUCAAUUACUGGGUGCUAUGUUCCAGUUGCAAGUCGACGUCAAUUCGUUCAUCGAUUCCAGUAAGAACCCCACACCCGGUGCUCAGGGUCGCCUACCGCCCCCAGGUGUCAAGCAGGCUCUCGAGAAGAAGGAAGGUCUCUUCAGGAAGCAUAUGAUGGGCAAGCGUGUCAACUUUGCUGCCCGCUCCGUCAUUUCGCCAGAUGUCAACAUCGAGACGAACGAGAUCGGAGUGCCGCCCGUCUUCGCGAUGAGGCUCACCUUCCCAGAGCCCGUCACAGCAGAGAAUGUGCAUCUCAUGCGACAGCUGGUCAUCAAUGGACCUGACGUGCAUCCGGGUGCCGUCGCUGUGAGAGCCGAAGACGGUACAGAAACAUUGCUGGGCAAGCUCACUGUGGAACAGCGCACUGCUCUUGCAAAUCAGCUACUGACCCCGCAAGAAGGUCGGCAGGCAAAGGGCACUUUCGGCGGUCUUGGUGCCUCUACGCGCACACUCGUCGCCAACAAACAAGUGCUCCGUCAUCUUCGAGAUGGUGAUAUCCUGGUGAUGAACCGUCAGCCAACGUUGCACAAGCCUUCAAUGAUGGCACAUCGAGCCAAGGUCCUCCAAGGCGAACGCACAAUCCGAAUGCACUACGCCAACUGCAACUCGUACAAUGCUGACUUCGACGGAGACGAAAUGAACAUGCAUUUCCCGCAAUCGCAGGCCGCCCGUGCAGAGUGCUACAAUCUAGCAAAUACCGACAAUCAGUUCCUGGUGCCUACCAGCGGUAAGCCUCUGCGUGGUCUUAUUCAAGAUCACGUGGUUGCCGCUGUGUGGAUGACCUGCAAAGAGACGCUGCUGACUCGGUCAGAGUAUCAACAGCUUGUCUACGGAGCACUUAGGACUGAGGACGAUUACCUCGCUUCGGGCAACCGCAUCCUCACCGUACCUCCUGCUGUUCUCAAGCCGCAACCUAGGUGGACUGGUAAGCAGAUCAUCUCAACGAUUCUUCUGAACUUGAAGCCUCCGACUGCUGCUGGUCUUAAUAUGAAGGGCAAAGCGAAAGUGGCUGGCAGGUACUGGGGCAAAGCUCACACCGCCGAGCAGGAUGUGAUCAUCGACGAUGGUGAGAUGCUCACUGGAGUGUUGGACAAGAGUCAGAUCGGUGCUACCGCAUAUGGUGUCGUUCAUGCCGUCUACGAGCUGUAUGGCGCUGACUCUGCGGGCAAGCUGCUGAGUAUAUUGUCCAGGCUUCUGACGAAGUAUCUCCAGCACACCGCCUUCACAUGUCGUAUGGAUGAUCUCAUCCUUUCGCCUGAAGGCGACGAGUGGAGACGCAAGCUUCUCGCUGACGGCAAGUCGGGUGGAAAGACAGCUGCUCUGGUGAACGUGGGUCUGGGCGACAAGCCGGAGAACGACCCCGACACGGACCACAACUUGCGAAUCCGUCUGGAAGAAGUCCUACGGGACGACAACAAGCUCGCCGCCCUCGACUCGGCUAUGAUGUCGGCAUCCAACAAGCUGACAUCAUCUGUCAUUGACGCAUGCAUUCCCAAUGGUCUUCACAAGGUGUUCCCUCACAACAACAUGCAAAUGAUGACUGUGACGGGAGCAAAGGGAUCACCCGUCAACGUGUCACAGAUCUCCUGCUUACUCGGACCUCAAGCUCUGGAAGGUCGACGUGUGCCGGUCAUGAUCUCCGGAAAGACGUUGCCAAGCUUCAAGGCCUUCGAUACAACAAUGAGGUCAGGAGGUUUCGUUCAGGGCCGUUUCCUGACGGGUAUUCGUCCCCAGGAAUACUACUUCCAUUGCAUGGCUGGACGAGAAGGCUUGAUCGACACUGCUGUCAAGACUGCCUCUUCUGGGUACCUCCAACGUUGUUUGAUCAAGCAUCUGGAGGGAGCCAGGGUCCACUACGACUCAACUGUCCGCAAUUCGGACGGUUCGGUCCUGCAAUUCCAGUACGGUGAAGAUGGUCUCGAUGUCACGAAGAGCAAGUACCUGGAUCAAUUCGACUUCACUGCCUCGAACUUUACCACCUUUGUUAAUCGCUACAACCCUCGCCAGCUCAGCCAGGCUUUCAAAGACGAGGACACCGAGAAGGUCACGAAGCACAUCAAGAAAGCGAUUGCUAAACCUCACAAGUACCCUCCUGUCAUGAGCAUUUAUAACCCUGCGCGCUACUUCGGCUCAAUGUCGGAAAGCUACUCAAAGGACAUCGACGAGUUUAUCUCCAAGAAUGCUUCGGGACUGCUCAAGAGCAAGGCUUCCAAGAAGAAGAAGAGGAAACACGAAGCCGUAGAUGGUGAAGUAGGAGAUGAGGUCGCUCCCCCCAAGAUUGCUAGCGCUCGCAAGCCCCUCGACCAUGAGCGUUUCAAGGCGCUGCUCUCGGUAUUGUAUCUGCGAGGUCUCGCCGAGCCAGGAGAGGCCGUGGGUCUGCUGGCAGCUCAGGGUGUCGGAGAGCCUUCAACUCAGAUGACUCUCAACACCUUCCACUUUGCUGGACACGGUGCUGCCAACGUCACGCUUGGUAUUCCUCGUCUGCGAGAAAUUGUCAUGACGGCUUCUCAGAACAUUCGCACACCCAUCAUGCAUCUCCCGGCACUGCAACAGAUCACAGACGAUCAGAUGCGCCUGUUCUGCAAAGACGGAAGCAGAUUGCUGCUCAGUCAAGUCGUAGACAAUGCUGUGGUGACGGAGCGUAUCUCUGGCAAGACCAUCGAGACGGACUUCUCCCGAAAGAAGACGUAUACAGUCAGGUUGAACUUCUUCCCAAUGCAAGAGUGCAAGGAAGAGUACAACGUGACACUUGAUGGCAUCUUCGAUGCUAUCGAGGCCACAUUUGUUCCAAUUCUGGAGCGCGAGAUUGUCAGCGAGCUCAAGAGGUUGAGUCGUGACCGCGUCAGGCAGGCUCAGGCCAUUGGCAAGGGAGAGCAAUUCAAUGACACCAAUCAGGGUGACGAGGAAGCCGGCGGACAGACUGCUGGUACCAAAGGCAGAGGUAAAGCCAACGGCAAGGCUGCUGCCCAAGCCAAGGAGGGCCAGUCGAGGCCCGAAGGUCAGACGGCAGACGACUCUGACGAUGAAGACGGCGCCGACGACGACGAGGUGGGAGAUGGAGAUGCCGACGAUGCCAAGCGCAAGCAGAAGUCUGGUCACCACGCUUCUUACGAGGACGGCGACUCGGAUGAUGACUCUGCCCACGGUCCCGAUACUGCCGAGAGCCUCGAAGCUGCCUUUGCCAACGGCGAUGGAGACUCGUCGGACGACGAAGAUGGCACUUUGUCAAAGAAGCGCAGUGGCGUUGAAGGUCCGGAGCAGGGUCUAAUCCAGGACGACAUCGAAGACCGCGUCAACAACCUCGAGGCCAACCUGCAGUCCUUUUCCAAGUUCGUCACUUCCUUUGACUUUGACAAGAAGACUGGCCACUGGGCAGAGUUCCAGUUGCAGCUUGCCGGCAACGAGGACAAACUGCUCCUGAUGAACGUCGUCGAGCGAGCCUGUCGUUCCAGCGUCGUUCACGAGAUCCCCAACAUCUCGCGUAUCCUCAUCCCACCUCCAGCGCCAGGUCAAGACGCAUCUGAUCGAUCCUUCACUGCAGAGGGUAUCAAUUUUGGUGGAGUCUGGGACUUUGGCUACGGCGUCUUGGACUUCAACAAGCUCUACACCAACGACAUCGGCGCUCUUCUGCACACCUAUGGAGUGGAAGCGGCUCGCUCGGCCAUUGUGUCGGAGAUGUCGGGCAUCUUCGGAACCUAUGGUAUCGACGUCUCCAUGAGGCAUCUCUACCUCAUUGCCGAUUACCAGACGUCCGACGGUGGCUUCAAGCCCUUUUCGAGGGGAGGUAUUGCAAACUCGCCCAGUCCGCUCCUCAAGGCAUCCUUUGAGAUGACAAUGGCCUUCUUGGGUGCUGCUGCUUUGCACGGAGAAAGCGAUUCUCUCGAUGGACCUAGUGCGAAGCUCGUUGUCGGUCGACCUGUCCCCGUGGGCACUGGAACGAUGGAGGUCAGGCUACCUCUGCCACGGCAGCCUACCAUCUUGGGUUGAAGGGGAGAAAGGGCGGUAAAGAGAGGAGAGUUGAGGCGGAAGGCAGAUCGGGGAUCUUGGUCACAGUGUGAAAGUGUACAUUGACGCGACAUCAUUAAAGCAAUCAAAGCAGUGACGACUGUCACAAUCUUCAUCUUUUGUCU
This is a messenger RNA of Microstroma glucosiphilum, 5789 nucleotides long. RefSeq names its product beta and beta-prime subunits of DNA dependent RNA-polymerase. NCBI's taxonomy places the organism in Eukaryota, Fungi, Basidiomycota, Exobasidiomycetes, Microstromatales, Microstromataceae. Gene Ontology annotation, cellular component: RNA polymerase I complex. The record is from RefSeq and is a predicted model, not a curated record. The transcript is spliced from 2 exons. Gene Ontology annotation, molecular function: DNA binding; DNA-directed RNA polymerase activity. Gene Ontology annotation, biological process: DNA-templated transcription. The coding region runs from base 235 to 5646 and encodes 1803 amino acids.